Trypanosoma theileri is the source of this 1314-nucleotide messenger RNA. RefSeq names its product proteasome regulatory ATPase subunit 2. Bases 1 to 1314 code for a protein of 437 amino acids. Gene Ontology annotation, cellular component: proteasome regulatory particle, base subcomplex. Lineage: Eukaryota; Euglenozoa; Kinetoplastea; Trypanosomatida; Trypanosomatidae. Gene Ontology annotation, molecular function: proteasome-activating activity; ATP hydrolysis activity; ATP binding. Gene Ontology annotation, biological process: proteasome-mediated ubiquitin-dependent protein catabolic process. The transcript has a single exon. The record is from RefSeq and is a predicted model, not a curated record.
AUGGGGCAGCAAAGUGCCAAGGAGUUGAAGCGUCCGCAGGAGAAAUGGGAACCACCCGUGGCCUCUGAUAUUGGUAAAAAGAAAAAGCGCCAUGGACCCGACACGGCCGCAAAACUACCGAAAAUAUACCCCGCAAAGGCGUGUUUACUGAAGCAAUUGCGGCUUGAACGGUGUAAGGACUAUUUGCUGCUGGAGGAGGAACUUCUCAAGACAAUAGGCGCCCAACGAGAGGCGCAGGAGAACUUGGAAGAAGGAGCUAUGUCUCAUUAUGAGGCGGAAUUGAGUAAAGUAGAUGCCCUGCGAGGAACUCCAAUGGAGGUGGGAACAUUGGAGGAAGUUAUUGAUGAUACACACGCCAUUGUCUCUUCCUCUGGAUCAGAGUAUUAUGUACCCAUGCUUUCUUUUGUGGAUAAGGAAAAACUUGAAUUGGGUUGCAGUGUUCUUUUACAUGAUCGCUUUCACACCAUUGUGGGUGUCCUACAGAGUAAUAAUGAUCCUCAUGUAAGUGUAAUGAAAGUAGAUAAAGCUCCACAGGAAACGUAUGCGGAUAUUGGUGGUCUUGAAGAACAAAUUCAAGAGAUUAAAGAGGCUGUGGAGUUCCCACUUUCACACCCAGAAUUAUAUGAUGAGGUGGGCGUAAAACCCCCAAAGGGUGUAAUUCUCUACGGUGUGCCAGGUACAGGAAAGACAUUACUUGCAAAGGCAGUGGCAAAUCAAACAAGUGCUACCUUCUUGCGUGUGGUGGGAUCUGAGUUAAUUCAGAAGUAUUCAGGUGAGGGACCAAAACUUGUACGUGAGUUAUUCCGAGUUGCAGAGGAAAACAGUCCUUCUAUUGUUUUUAUUGAUGAAAUUGAUGCUAUUGGAACUAAACGUUAUGAUACAGAUAGCAGUGGAGCAAAAGAGGUUCAACGUACCAUGUUGGAACUUCUCACACAACUGGAUGGAUUUGACAGUUGUAAUGAUGUAAAAGUCAUUAUGGCAACCAAUCGUAUUGAGACACUUGAUCCUGCACUUAUUCGACCUGGUCGUAUUGACAGGAAAAUUGAAUUCCCAUUCCCAGAUGAAAAGACGAAAAAGAUGAUUUUUGAAAUUCAUACCAGCCGUAUGUCAUUAGCCAGUGAUGUGGAUAUAUCUGAGUUUAUUCACUCUAAGGAUGAGAUGAGUGGGGCGGAUAUUAAAGCCAUCUGCACAGAGGCCGGUCUGUUGGCACUGCGGGAUCGACGUAUGAAAGUCUGUCAGGCGGACUUUGUAAAGGGAAAAGAGAAUGUGCAGUACCGAAAAGACAAGAGCAGCUUCUCAAAGUUCUACCUGUAA